Molecule: messenger RNA, 1659 nt
Organism: Trypanosoma brucei brucei TREU927
Lineage: Eukaryota; Euglenozoa; Kinetoplastea; Trypanosomatida; Trypanosomatidae
Exons: 1
Coding region: 1-1659 (552 amino acids)
Source: RefSeq, a predicted model, not a curated record
AUGGCAGUUGAUCGUAUCGGAAACGAGGAGGGCACUACUAAACGGAAAGGGCAUGGGUUGCUGUGCCUUCCUGCUGGUGUGAUUAAGGAAGUGCUUUCCUUCCUCCCAGCGACGAUAACAGUGCGGGUUAUGACCUUUGUUGCGCCUCGGUUUGCAUACAUUACAAGGAGUGAUAUACAUUGGAUGAGCGUGUGGAACGCAUACAUAAAUGAGUGCACUAGUCGAUACUCGCAGAGUGGCCCAUUAUCUCAUCGAAAGGACCGUUUAGAAAUGUUGUGCGCGAGCGGGAAAAGUUAUAGCGGGCCGAUAAUACUUCUCGCGUCGGUGCCGAAGCGGGCGCUACCGAACACGCGUGUCACUAGCAGAGGAAGUGGAAAAAUAGCACUAGUGGAAUGGCGAGACGACCCCAACAGUGAGAAAGAAGGGGGAAAGUGCGACUGCGUGGUGCACCUUAUCUUACCAAUCAGGUCACUGCCAUCACUGUCUGGUAGUCCGGUCAUCGCAUCUACUGAGCGCAUGGCUGCCCUCCGAAUUUCAAGGGUGGAGGAUCGCGAAGGGAAUGAGGUCGACCAUCCUAACGACGGCGAGCACAAUAGUUUAGGUGUUGGUGUAUGCAAUACGAUGCUGUUACGUAAGGCACUGUGUUUCCUCCACGGUAACAACAGUAACAUGCUAUUUAUUAGGCCAAUGAUCGACGGGCUGCAUGCUGUACGACUUCUCUUUUUCUCUUCCAAACAAUCUAGCCUCGACCGGCGCGAGGGCACAGCUGAGGAACAGGAAGCGACAAUUGUUGAGUUCAUCAACGCUGUUGCAUACGCAUUGGAGUGCUGCACUUCUCGAAAAGCGUUAGCGCCGGCGGGGACAGCUCGCUUGGCGACGCUGUAUUUGGAGACGGGUUCGGAAUCUGUCUUCACGAUCGGAAAUGACGCUGCAACCGUUGCUGAAAAUGCGAUCGCCGUAGAAGCUGCCGAAACGGCAUCUGGCGGCAGCAACGAUGGUAUAUUUUUCUCUCUAUUUGACUCACAACCUUCGGAAAAACCGGAAGCCGGUGCGAACGGGCUACGGUACAGCAGUGUGAGCACCCAAGUGUAUCUUUUCCUUCUUCAGCACGUCAGCUUCUCGGACGUGCACGUGCAUGUCUUGGAGAACGAGCGAAAGUGUGCAGUGUGUAGCAGGGUACUGAGUCCAACAGGACGUGCGGUAGAGUUCCGCUUUUUCUAUUCAUUGUUUCUUGGUGGCUAUCCUCGUUUCUUCGCUAAGAUGGUUUUUGCUGAGGCCGAUCUCCCACGCACGCGGAUCCAACAGGUCUUCGAGCGUAACUGUAGUCGAUAUGUGCCAACUUCAGCGACUGAUUAUUCGUCUAACGAAGAGGAUGAAAAUGAGGAAGAAACGUUACCAAUGCUGUGUAAUUCGUUCUGUGGGGGAUACGGGCGGGUGGAAGUGGACAUAAAACCAACCAUAUCACGAGAUGGUUUUGAACGGCUGCGUGAGGCGCUUGGCUUAUCCGCUGCAGUUCUUCCCAUGCCAAUGCUUUGGAAUGUUGUGAUGUUGGCAACCGGUGUGGGUGGUGUGGUACUGCGUGAGCAGCAGUCGUGUUUCGCAUCCUACUACAGGACGUCAUUCGCCGCCGCCUUUGAGCAGGAGUUUGAGUCCAGUUGA